AUGUCGACACCGUUCGGCUGGUCAGUUCUAGAUCAUCCCGAUAUGGUAAUAUUCACGCGACCAAACUUCACCAAGCACACCACGAACGACGGUCCCGUUCCAUGCAGAGCUUGUAGCACAUCAAUUACGUGCAGAGGAUUCGUCUGCGAAUGCACUGAUCACGAAUACUACUGUUCUGAAUUCUGCAGAGGCCAGCACUUCAGUUUUUGCAUAUCCAAUGUCUCCAAGCAUGUUGCUCGUCCUACACCUCAACACAAACUGGCACUUUACUUUCCACCCAAUACCGAGAACCCUCAAGUCUUUUGGUGUCCCUGUCCUACUAUCAAUCUGAUCCCCUGUUUUCCCUUCUGCAACCCCUGUAUUGUCUGCGAGAGCUGUCAUGAUUGUCUUGGUUACGAUGUUCCUCUUCCCGUUCCCAUUUUGGCUCUAGGCGCAAACACUACAGCCAAUUUACAAGACGAUCUUGUAAGCUGGAUGAUAAACCCAGAAAAAGAAGAUCUUGCAGGCUGGACACCGGGUACUGUCAUUGGCUUGGAUGAUGGAGAUGUUCUCGAUCAAUGCGGGGAGAAUAUAUGUAUCCAGAAGCUCACAGGAUGGACACGAGGAUGGAUCGGUCCAUUUGUGCUUGUGGGGGAUUCGCGGGCUGAUUGCAAUGGGAAGACGACGAAUAGGGAUAUCAAUAUGGAUGAUAUGGAAACAGCGAAGAAGUUUUUCCUCUCGACGUCACCUAAAGAUUUGGUUGCUGCGGAAGUAGCCCUUGCAGAACGCAAGGAGAGGGGUAUCUUCGAGAUGAAUGAUAUCUUGGGUCGUUUAUUGAAUGGGAAAUAA
This is a messenger RNA of Botrytis byssoidea, 828 nucleotides long. RefSeq lists its product as uncharacterized. The coding region runs from base 1 to 828 and encodes 275 amino acids. The record is from RefSeq and is a predicted model, not a curated record. The transcript has a single exon. NCBI's taxonomy places the organism in Eukaryota, Fungi, Ascomycota, Leotiomycetes, Helotiales, Sclerotiniaceae.